CGAAACUUGUUUAUUUCGUAUCGGAAGAGUUUAUUCGUAUCAGAAAACUUGUUUAUUCGUACUGAAAGAGGUUAUUCGUUUCAGAAAACUUGUUUAUUCGUACCGAAAGAGUUUAUUCGUAUCAGAAAAUUUGUUUAUUCGUAUCGGUGUUUGCUGUUGAACGCGAGAUUAUGGUUUAACGUGAACAAAAUGGAUGAAAAUUCAAUGCAAUUCGCUGUGGGAGAUCAUGUGUUCGCUAUGCAAAGCAUCAGUCAUUUACAUCAUGGCAUCGUCGACGGAAAAAAUACAAUCACUCAUUUCAUAAGCCAUCUAGAUGGUCACUGCGAAAGCAAUGGUCUCGUCCAGCAGAUCGCUGUUUCAGAUUUCGUGAAAGAUUAUCCAUUCGGGGUGUACAAAUAUGGCGUACCCGAAGGCACGGACAACCUUCAAUGGCCUGGUACCUACUGCGCACAGGAGUGCGAAGGCACUGAGAAAGUGCUGGAGCGUGUGACCGAGUGUCUUAAAAAUGGAUUUGGAGAAUAUCAGAUCUUGGGUAAUAAUUGCGAAGAUUUUGCUUACUACUGUAAAACUGGUCAGCGGCAGCAGUCCAAUGCUCAACUGCAGGCCACAAUGACGAGGGUCGCGGCCACACGAAGUGCUCUAGAAGCUGGUCAUAAAAAUCCGGUUGUAUUAGCCGGCUGUUUGUUCGGUUGGUUUAAUGCAAGUGAUUUUGGAAAAACCCAAGAGACAUUAAAUGAAGAUAAGAAAAAUGAACAAUAGUAGACGUAGUAGCUUAGACGAGCGCAAUAAUUUUUACAGUAUUAUGUAAAUAUAAGCAUUAUAUAAUUACCCCAUACUUUAUAAACUUGACGUUUAGCUAUGUAUAUUCAAAGACAACAUAAUUAUUACGUAAAACAGAAUUUGCACUUGUAGAACAAUUCCGCGUACUACCUGCUUGCGUAGACAAGUAUAUAAAUGUUCACACAAUAAGCGGGCAGUGCUCCGAUUUUGAAACUAAAAACCGAACUACCCAAGUUGUCCAAGUUGGCAGAAAAAGUAUUAAUUACCGUGUAAAAAUAGAUUGAUUA
Messenger RNA from Dendronephthya gigantea, 1067 nucleotides. RefSeq lists its product as uncharacterized. The transcript is spliced from 2 exons. Lineage: Eukaryota; Metazoa; Cnidaria; Anthozoa; Malacalcyonacea; Nephtheidae. Bases 190 to 759 code for a protein of 189 amino acids. The record is from RefSeq and is a predicted model, not a curated record.